Carassius gibelio (silver crucian carp) is the source of this 1922-nucleotide messenger RNA. RefSeq names its product interferon regulatory factor 1-like. The coding region runs from base 864 to 1694 and encodes 276 amino acids. Gene Ontology annotation, molecular function: RNA polymerase II cis-regulatory region sequence-specific DNA binding; DNA-binding transcription factor activity, RNA polymerase II-specific. Gene Ontology annotation, biological process: immune system process; regulation of transcription by RNA polymerase II. The transcript is spliced from 8 exons. Lineage: Eukaryota; Metazoa; Chordata; Actinopteri; Cypriniformes; Cyprinidae. Gene Ontology annotation, cellular component: nucleus. The record is from RefSeq and is a predicted model, not a curated record.
UGUAAAUGAUGAAUGUGUGCAUUACGCAAGACUCCUAAAUCUACUUACACAUUAGUAUCAUCAUGACUGACAUUAAUAUGCAUGAGUAAUUCAUAGAUAAUAAAGGUUAGCUUUCCAUAUGCUCAUUUUAUCAGCUGUAAACACAAACCUGAACUACCAAAUGGGCCUGAUUCAGAAUAUUUUAAUUUCAGAAUAACGUUUAAGCAGCGAUCAAACUAUGGUCUGUACGGACUGGUUGAGAAAGAACUGUUUUGACAUUCAUUCCAUGUUUGUUUGCUGGAACUGUUAAUUAGAACAACAUAUUUGCAAUGACUUGACUGUGAAAAGAGCAAGACUAAUAAUCGUUUCAUUGGAAAAUACCUAAGAUGCAUAAACAGCUCAGUGAAGUUCACGGGAAACGAGUCGAAGCACAAAAAUGUAACCAAGAACACACGAGUGCCUGAUAAGAAUCUGAAGUGUAACUCUCAAGGGCAUUUUACCACUCUUACAAUAACACUGGAGAAACCUCAAAGCACCGCCGCACAGAGCUAAAUACCUCCCUUUAUCAGCUGAAGCUGAAGAUUCUCCUGCGGUAUUUUGUUUAUUUGUUUGGCCCUCCAGGAAAUACCUUCUCCAGCUAUUCUGUCGUUAAUAUUAGUGACUGUACUUAUGUAUUUGUGUCCCCUUCAGUGGAAUAAAUCAAAAUAGCGUUUGAAGCAUAGGGGCGGGACUGUGCCGGGUCCCUCAGUACCACAGAAAUCUACCCAGUUGUGAGGAAACCCUCCAAACCUGUUGGUGCAGUGGUGCAUGCGUGUGAUGGUGCGGCGACACUGAAGACCGUCACACAGACUCCUGGAGAAGCACACUGAGGGCCGUCCGUCGAGAUGCAUCAGGGACGUCUGCGGCUGCGGCCGUGGCUGGAGGAACAGAUCGAAUCCGGCACAUACCCUGGAGUCGUGUGGCUGGAUCAGUCUGCCAGAGUUUUCCAGAUUCCCUGGAAGCAUGCGGCCCGGCACGGCUGGAAUAUCGAGAAGGACGCGACUCUGUUUCGAAACUGGGCCAUCCACACAGGGCGAUACAAACCCGGCACAGACAAACCCGAUCCCAAGACGUGGAAAGCAAACUUCCGAUGUGCGCUCAACUCCCUGACAGACGUCAAAGAGCUUCAGGACAAGAGCGUCAAGAAAGGCCACAACGCUUUCAGAGUUUAUAUUCUCCUCCCACACAGCAAAACAGUCAAAAGACGCAAAGCUUUAAGGUGUUUGGAUACCGACAGUAAAGCAGCAAUGUCUCCACAAACACAGAGGAACAUACCACUGGAGAGAUUUACAGCUAAGACACAAACGUCCUUCCCUACUUUAAUGGAGAUGUCAUAUCUUUCCCGUAUGGAUACAGAGGCCUUCUGGAAGCUCACACACGACCGAGGCAGUGCCACGGCUGAAGCCAGGUGUGUGGAGGAGGAGAGACCAGUCAUCACCUUCUCACAGGGACUGCAGCUGAACAAAACAGAUGAGCACGAGAAAAGAGAAGCUGUGCUGAAGAUCGUGGAUCACCUGAAGCACCCGGAGCACUGGAGUCCCUCGUACGAGAGCGACCGGGGCUGGAGACCCAACUCCAUGUGGAUGGGAUGCCUGUGUGAGACGAUGGAGUUUUCUGGUUACUCCUUCCAGACUGACUGUAACGUUCACAAUACCUCGUCAGGUCAAUACGACUAGACCCACUAAACCAGCAGGUUCAUACUACUGCAUUUGUAUUUUUUGCAGUGCAACUGAAGAAAAAAGUCAUUAAUGUUAAUAAGUGGACAGUGAAACUGUGCCUGAAUGAUUUUGAGUUGUAAUUAUGUUAAAUUAUGCUAAAUGACAAUUUCUUGGUCACUAAAGAAGACAUCAGCUAUUUUUAUUUGUUUGCCAAACUUUUCAAUAAAUCUUGAGUUUAUGCUUUGG